Enterobius vermicularis (human pinworm) is the source of this 1755-nucleotide messenger RNA. The record is from the annotation of a GenBank genome assembly. Lineage: Eukaryota; Metazoa; Nematoda; Chromadorea; Rhabditida; Oxyuridae.
AUGUUGCUGCACACUCGAAAGCGAGCGUUGCAAAGUAGUGGUAGCAGUUAUGUCCCUAGUUUAGCUAGUUUACUGGGAUAUGCAUUGGAAGACAUUGGGGUUGGCUUUAGAGCUGCCUUGGAGAGUGGCGGUCGGGAUCUUGAACUUGACUAUGCUAGUGGGAGGCAACUCAGCUGUCAAGUUGGUGGACUUGUUCUGGAGUCGCUUGAAAGUCACUUGCGGUACAUGUCAUCAGAAGUUUCAUUCAACACUUAUACUGUCCGAAGUCACACUUGUGGAGAAUUGCGAUCUCACCAUAUCGGCGAAAAGGCCAAGCUUUGUGGUUGGUUGGCUUAUAGAAGAUUAGAUCGAUUUCUUAUUUUGCGAGACGCAUAUGGACUAGUCCAAGCUCGAAUACCAGAUACACGAAAAGAUUUACAGGAGUUAGCUGCAGGUACCAGUUACGAGAGUGUUUUAGCAGUGGAAGGUACCGUUGAAAGUAGGGGCGAGAACAGCAAUCCUCAAAUGCCAACGGGAGCUGUUGAGGUUGAAACACCAACGCUUUUUCGCGCUACUCCUGGUGGUGCCAGCGAGUUCAUUGUUCCAGCACCCAAGCCUAACAAUGGUCUUUUUUAUACAUUGCCUCAAAGCCCGCAACAGUUCAAACAGUUGCUGAUGUGUGCUGGAUUAGACCGUUAUUACCAGAUCGCUCGGUGUUACAGAAAUGAAACUUCGAAACAGGACAGGCAGCUUGAAUUUACUCAAGUUGACAUUGAACUUUCGUUCACCAGUCAGGAAUAUGUCAUGGACCUCGUUGAAAAUAUUAUCCUUCAGUCUUGGCCAGAGAGUCUUGUCAGUUAUCGCCCUACUGCUCCGUUCAAACGGAUUACAUACGCAGAAGCCUACGAUCAGUAUGGGGUUGAUAAACCAGACUUGCGAAUUUCUUGGAAAAUAAUUGAUUUUCCUUCUAAGCUGCCUUUUAUGAAGCUUUCAUAUGGAGAUACAGCAAGAUGUUUUGUUGCAAAAGCCUGUAGGAAAUUUAUUACUCGUAAGAAUAAGGACGAAUGGAAGCGAUUAAUUGAAAUGAAUCGUUUAGCGCAACGGUUUACUGUAAUGUUGCUGAAUGAUGUUGGAAAAUGGUCUUCAGAAUCACAAUUGCAACAAUUUUUGGAGAAGAUAGGAAUUGAUGAAAAUGACGCCAUCGUAGUUGCUUGGGGUAAUCACGAUGGAGUUCAAUGGACACUUGGUCAACUGAUUCGUUUGGUUGCUGAAGCUAGUACUUUAAGAUCUAUUGAAAGAUUUGAUUUUGUUUGGAUUACAGAGUUUCCUCUUUUUCUUUAUAAUGAUGAGGAGAAAAGGUAUGAAAGUGCUCAUCACCCUUUUACAGCGCCAGUGACGUCUCAUGAAAGUUUGCUGUAUGAUAAAGAACAAAUAUCGAAUAUAAAAGCCCAGCAUUAUGACUUGGUAUUAAAUGGAGUUGAAUUGGGUGGUGGUUCUAUUAGAGUUCACGACAGUGAAAUGCAACAUCAUAUUUUGCGCAAUAUUUUAAGGAUAUCUACCAAAGAAAUGGAACAUCUUUUACAAGCACUGUCUUUUGGAGCGCCUCCACAUGGUGGUUUUGCUCUUGGGCUUGAUAGGUAUAUAGCGCUGUUGGCUGGAUUGGGUAAUCCGAACAAACCCAUUCGCGAUGUUAUUGCUUUCCCGAAAACAAAAGAAGGUAAAGACAUUAUGUGCGGGAGCCCAACCGCAGUUCCAGAUGAAGAGUUGGAGAGGUAA